UGGGUAGUCUUAUUGUUUUCUCUUCACUUAACAGAUGCCUCGUUCGCGAUGGACACGAAGUGCGAAAUAAAAUCUUCCUGUUCCUUGUCAGGAUGUCAAACGCACACUGAUCCGAUGACGGUCGAUCCAGGCUCCAACAUUACUCUCAACUGCACGAUUAUCACAGGAGGACUGGCUCGAGACAUGACCUGGAACCAAACGUCGGAACGAGUUAAGAGUAGUACGGGGUUGUCGAAUCUGGUUUUAGAACAAUCAAAUUCAACGAAAAGUGAUGGAAAAUAUUCAUGUCGAUGCACCAUUAUAAAAUUCGCGAGCGCAUUGGAGAUUGUAAGCCCAUUUACAAAUUCACCAAAUGAUAUCAUCAAAGGAAAGAAAAAGGACUUAAAAUGCGUUUUCAGCGGUUGGCCCCUCCCUCAUACAGUUUACUGGCUCAAGAACGGCAAACUAAUAACCAACGGAACUGAAGGCAUUUAUCAUUUACUGCAGAGGAAGGGACACUUGCUGUAUAGCACACUUCAUCUUCCACCCGGACGUGAGGACCAGGAAGGUGACUAUGUGUGCAAUGCAACAAACGGUAUUCCUGGCUUGUCGAAGAACGCCUCUCGUCUGAUAGAAAUGUAUUUUGAGUGUCCAAUACCAGAAGGCCCGACCAUUUCUGAUACGGAGGUUUCAGUAAGGAUAUUUUCCAAUGUGAACCUGACGUGCUUGAUUGAUUGGAAUCCUGACAAUCCAUAUUGCCCAGAAUAUCAGCUAUGGUCAUUACCAAGAAAUGGCACAAAACAUAAUCAAUCUUUAGAAGACACUGGCAGCCAAUGCAAGAAAGAGCUCGUCCUUUCUAUUUUUAAUGUUACAGAAAAUGACGAGGGUACAUACAGAUGUGACUUCUUCUGCAAGGACAGAAACACCACUAAAGCUACCAUCGACUUGAAAGUAUUUGCUCAGCCAACUACAGAGUUUCAACCAUCAACUGAAUACAGGACCACCUCAAGUGAGUCGAACAAUUUCCUGGAUCAUUCAGAUUCAAAAUCCACAGAAUCCACAGAAAGCCACAGAAAGUGGUUCCAAGCAGUCCUCAUUUCAUCAGUGGGAAUUGUCAUCAUUUUGGCCUUGUUGUUUGUGUGGUUCGUUGCCAAGGAAAGGAGGACAUCGUCAUCCUCCAAAACAAAAUCAGAUUGCCCAGUGGAAAAAGAGUUCAUAAACCAACUCUUUAUCAGCCACAGUUCAAAGGACUUUGGUUGGGUCACUGAGAAUCUCAUCCCAAUUAUCGAGAAGCAUUCGAUUGCAUACAGCAUCCACAAUCGGGACUUCGAGCUUGGCAAGCCCAUCGUGGAAAACAUGGCAGAUAGUGUGUACGGCAGUCGUCAAGUGCUGAUUGUGUUGUCUGAGAAUUACCUCGCCAGCAACUUCUGUCGAGAGGAGCUGCACAUGGCCGUCCAAAGGGAGGCAGACGCCGACGAUUCGUCACUGCUUCUUGUGAUGGUCAACAAGUUGAAGAAAAAGAAAUUACCUGCCGCGUUGAGAAAGAAGCGUGUGCUGGAUUUUGACAAGCACAAGAAGAAACAAGAUUGGGAAGAGAAAAUGUUACGUGAGAUUUUAGAUGGCGAAUUAAUUAGUGGUGUUUAGAAGUUAGUUAACAACAAACAACCCGGAGACCAUGUGAAUUGGGCUAUGGUGCUUUUUGUCUCUUUAAGGAGUGUAAAUUGCCGCGUUUGGUAUCAUUUAAGGGUGUUCUCGGAACGUUUAUAUGCCCAACCAACAAAGCAUCUUUCAGGGUUGCAUUCAAACAGAUAAAAAACACCAUUACUGUGUUGGUGGUUUGGACUCAACGAGCGUGAAGUCGUUACAAUUUCUUCGUACAUGAAAGCUCUUUACUGCCAUUUAAGUCGCCAUUGCUUUUUUUUUUUAUUCUCUGUCUCUGAUUGGUGUAUUCGCGCACAAUUUAGUCUCCUUUAAGGCUUUAACCCCACCCCGGGAUACAAACAAAAGUAAAUUUCAGUUUCUUUUAUUGUAAUUGUUUUCAGAUAACUUAAAGACCGGCUCAUUCGUUACAUUUGUACUAUCAAAAGUUCAAGCUCAAUUCAGUUCAUAUCAAAACUGAUCUAAACAGCCAUUUUAAGUCAGGUCUACGAACGUCAUGUUAGCGAACCGAUUUUUCGCUGUCGCGUCACCGUGGCAAGUAAAGCGAGAGUUUUUUGUUUUUUUUUUCACCAAAAAAACGUUUUCUGAAUAUAACAAAAAAAGUUCUAAAUAUCUCGAAAACAAAUUAAGAGAUUUUGAAUCAUUCAGGCAAAAUUUUUCAAAAUUUUCUUGCAGGAGUAAAAGGAGUGGCUUUAUUACUUGUAGCGAUAUGAAAUUAUUGGAAUGCAGUUUUGAAGUGAGAAAUCCGGCCUCGCUGAACUGGUUUGUUUCUGGCAUACAACUGAGUAUUGUUUCAAGAAAAAUAGCGAGGAAAACACUGGGCUCAACUAAAAAAAAUGCUCUAAUCAUUUCUAAAUAUCCGUAAAUUUUCUAAAUUUCCUAAUAUUUUCUAAAUAUCUCGGAAAACUCUAAAUAUCCCAAAAAAUAUUCGGAUAUUUGUUGAAAGGUCUGGCGUGAAUCACACCCAGUUUGUUGAGAGAAAAUUCAACUCGCUGUCCGUUCGCAUUUUAGUGUAGGGUUAAUUCUUACUUCAUCUUCCAUUUUGCCAGGUUUAAAUUUGAACGUGAUUUCCACGUUAUAAUUAGCCGGUAGGAAUUUUUAGACUUUUACUAUGUCAAGUGCGAGAUCGACAGUUUUUAUUAUUGGCUUUUAUAUCAAUAGUUUCUAAGAUUUUUCUAAAAUAUUUGCUGUUGAGGUCGUGCAGGGACUGUAAUGUUGCAGGAUAUUUCAUGGCCAGAUCUGCUAUGUCUAAUUUAUAAUGACGCGCGUAUUGCGCAUUUUGCAUCAAUCUUUUUGCUCGAGUAGAACUUAGUUAUGAGUAGAAUUACAUUUAUAUGGCUCGCUGUAACUACAGAUUUAUAGCUGUCAGUGUUGACAAUGUACUGAUUUGCUACGUAUAAAUUUCUUAAUACUUAUAUUUAUAUAAAUAUUUAUCUAUUUAUAUUAGUAAAUUUAACUUAAGUAAGGAUAAAUUUUUAUAGUUUUCUGAUCACUUAAUGUUGUUGCGAUUUGGCUAUGCUAGUUUUCUAUGUAUUUUGCAUCUUAUCUCAAACAGUUUAUUUAAAAUAAGGAAUCUAGAAUCCUGUAUAAGCUGGCCUAAUUACUCAGAUAUCUCCUUUUUAGUAUAGGUUAUCAUACGGUUUCGAGUUCAAUUUGGAAUUAAUUUGCACGAGUGAGUUUUUGAAAAAGCUGAAAUUGCACA
Messenger RNA from Orbicella faveolata, 3340 nucleotides. RefSeq lists its product as uncharacterized. The record is from RefSeq and is a predicted model, not a curated record. Gene Ontology annotation, biological process: signal transduction; inflammatory response. Gene Ontology annotation, cellular component: plasma membrane. Gene Ontology annotation, molecular function: signaling receptor activity. Lineage: Eukaryota; Metazoa; Cnidaria; Anthozoa; Scleractinia; Merulinidae.